Messenger RNA from Daphnia magna, 2629 nucleotides. RefSeq names its product hillarin. NCBI's taxonomy places the organism in Eukaryota, Metazoa, Arthropoda, Branchiopoda, Diplostraca, Daphniidae. The record is from RefSeq and is a predicted model, not a curated record. The transcript is spliced from 10 exons. Bases 533 to 2629 code for a protein of 698 amino acids.
GGUCUCGACCCUUCGAGACCGUCUCGCGGAGACCAAGUUGUGUUGCCAGGUAACGCGUCACCGACAUAGGAGGUGUACGAGUUUACAGGCCUUAAGCAUUAAGUAGGCCUUGAUAACACACGAUGUACCCAGUACACGUACACGACGAUGUGUACACGAUCUACACUGGCCCGAUAAAGUGCAAAUAAUUUUUAUUUACCAAUAGCAGGCUAAGAUAAGAAAUUGGUAUUUCUGGUCGUCUAAUGUUCGUAUUGCUCGGGUCUUUCAAUAGAAGAACUGUGCGUCGUAUCCCUGACGUCUUCUGUAGCGUCUGUAGCGUCUGUCACGUCCAAUUCAAUUUUUACGUUUUUCUUAACCAUUCUUUGCAACCAGUUUGUUACAAAGAAAUUUUUGAACUAGUCUUUUGAAUCUUAAAUAUUCAAUCGUCUCGUUAGUAUCGUCCAUCAACGGCGACCGGUUUCGUUGACCCGAAUUGUCCUUUGAGGAGCCUGGAGAAUCUAUUCCUUGAAGUGGAUUUUUCUCAGCGGCAGAGAUGUAUAUGGUUGCCGAACACCAGCACGGCCGUUUCGAUGCCAGCCCUCUUCACAUUGCUCACGCUCUACGCGCCACCGAGCUCAAGCACAGUAACAGGCGACCUAUUGAGAAGCCUCUUGACUCUUAUCUGGACAAAGACACUCAAGUUGAGUUGGAAAUGAAACACCGUAAGGAAGAAGAUGACCUGUACCGCAAAUUCGCCCGGCAACGCGAAGAAGAGCAGUUUAAAUUCAAGGAAGAAUUCCGGGAAGAGUGGGAGAAGGAGCUGGAGAAGUUGACGUCACGGUUCGAGCGCGAGCUGGCCAACAAACGGAAGAAACCCGACGAGCAAAAAGUGUUGACUCUGAGACUGCAAAGAGAGCGCGAGGAUCUUGAAAAGAAUCUAACCCUCCGCCGUGACAAGAAAAAAGAGUCGCUCACCCGCAAGCUCCUGGAACAUGAACGGGCGGCGACUGCAGCGCUGGUGGAAAAACAGAGCAAAGAGAUGAUGAACCUAAUCAACGAAAAACGCUCCGAGUUUAUGCGUGCCGAGAGCCUUUACAUCGAUGAUGACUAUCAAACAGAAGAAUUGUUUCCUUACCCAAGUAACGCGCCUGCCCCUCAACCACCCGGUGUGGCCAAAACUGAUAUCUAUCACGACCCACUGGUUUUUGCCGAUAUCGAUCAAAUUGCUAUCUCGGUGGCACAAGAAGAUCAGAAAACAUUCACAGACCUUGUACGCAUGUUGAUUGGACGAUGUGGAUCCGAUGUCGAAAAAGCCAGAACCAUUUUCCGGUGGAUCACGGUCAAGAAUUUGAAUACGAUGCAGUUCGACGACACCGUUCGUACUGACACACCCAUGGGUUUGCUGCGAGGCAUCAAGCACGGCACGGAAAGUUACCACGUCCUGUUCAAACGCAUUUGCAGCUAUGCUGGUCUCCAUUGCGUGGUCAUUAAGGGCUAUUCGAAAUCAGCCGGUUAUCAGCCGGGAGUGCGCUUCGAGGACAACCGCUUCCGUAACUCGUGGAACGCCGUCUAUGUCGCCGGUGCCUGGCGCUUCGUUCAAUGCAACUGGGGCGCACGUCAUUUGGUCAAUGCCAAAGAGGUGCCUAAACCUGGUAGCAAAAGCAAAUCCGACAGUCUUCGCUACGAGUACGAUGAUCAUUACUUCCUAACGGAUCCUAAAGAAUUCAUCUACGAAUUCUUCCCUCUUCAAGCCGAAUGGCAACUGCUUAAAACCACCAUCACGCUCAAAGAGUUUGAAGACCUGCCUUUUGUGCGUUCCCUCUUCUUCCGUUACGGAUUGUACUUCCCAGAUGACAACACCAAGGCAGUUAUGGUUACCGAUUCCACAGGAGCUGUUACCAUCCGGAUCAGUAUGCCGUCCAACAUGCAAGCCAGUCUGAUUUUUCAUUAUAACCUUAAAUUCUAUGACAAGGAUACCGACACGUUCGAGAACAUCAGUUUAAAGCGUUUCGUCAUGCAGUCUGUUGUUGGCAACGUGGUUACCUUCCGAGUACACGCCCCGUGCAGUGGAUCGUUCCUGCUGGACAUCUUCGCUAACGCAGUGACGCCACGCGAGUACCUGACUGGAGAACCCAUGAAAUUCAAAAGCGUUUGCAAGUUCAAGAUUGUUUGCGAGGACGUUCAGACAGUUAUGGUACCAUUGCCGGACUGCGCUAGUGGUGAAUGGGGUCCAAUGAAAGCGACCCGUCUCUUUGGUCUCGUGCCCAUCACGCAUCAAGAUGCACUCAUCUUUGCCGGCCGCGAGCUGGAAUGCCAAUUCCGCAUGUCUUGCCCUCUGACUGACUUCAUGGCCACGCUCCACAAAAACGGUUCGGAGGAGAAGAGGUUAGCAAAAUACGCUACGCACUACGUGACUGAUGAUCUGGUCACGUUUAAAAUCAGUUUCCCCGAAGAGGGUCAGUACGGCAUGGAUAUUUACACGCGUGAAGUCAAUUCCAUGGGAAAUAGCAGUGGCAAUAAUGCUGAACAUAACAACGAGAAACACCUGUUGACUCAUUGCUGUAAAUAUCUGAUCAACUCAAGUAGCAACUGGUUCCUCAUCCAAUCACUAAAGCAGGUUCCUCAUCCAAUCACUAAAGCAACACAGUAG